Toxotes jaculatrix (banded archerfish) is the source of this 7644-nucleotide messenger RNA. Its product is annotated as neurabin-2-like. Gene Ontology annotation, biological process: neuron projection development; calcium-mediated signaling; actin filament organization. Gene Ontology annotation, molecular function: actin filament binding. Bases 219 to 2873 code for a protein of 884 amino acids. Lineage: Eukaryota; Metazoa; Chordata; Actinopteri; Toxotidae. Gene Ontology annotation, cellular component: postsynaptic density; actin cytoskeleton; dendrite. The record is from RefSeq and is a predicted model, not a curated record. The transcript is spliced from 15 exons.
GGAGCUUUUCGGCCCACGCUAGGUAAACGAUGGAUAAAUCCAAGAAAAGAAAAGUUUCACGGACGACAGCUUACAGUCCUGACGUGCAGACGCUGUGCGCUGAGGUUCGGGAGCAAAAGUCACAUUAACAAGGAGGUGAAUGUCAAACAGCUCCAGGAUGCUGCCGUCCUCAUCCCUGCUGACCUGCUGUUCAUCAGGGGGUAUCUGAUUUACCAAACAUGAUGAAGACUGAGCCCCCGUCGGCCACGGGGGGCAAUGGGGCAUCGAGUGGAAGCAGCGGGGGAAGCGGGAGCGCGAACCUGCGGAGCCCCUCACCCCAUCGCAACGCCUACGAGGCGGGGCUGGCGGCGCUGAAGAAGGCCACCGACCACCUCAACAAUGCCGCCAACGGAGGCUCUGAGCCAGCCUCAAAGCCCGCUCCCUUGCCCCGCCCAACCGGAAGGGGCCGGAAAUAUGGAUCAAACGUUCACCGCAUCAAGAACAUGUUCAUGCAGAUGCAGUCUCCUGGUGACGAGGAGGACGGAGCCAAAAUGAUUGGUAAAGACCAGGCAGUUAAACUCUCCUUGCCAAGGGCAUCCAGCCUCAACGAGAACGUCGACCACAGCGCCCUGCUCAAACUUGGAGGCACGGUCUCAGAGAGGGUCAACCGGUUUGACUCGAAAGUAGGCGGCGAGGGCGGGGGCACCUCCAUUGGUCUCUCCAAACUGCAGGAGACCAGGAGGAUUUUCGAGCAGCGUACUCUACAGGAGAAGCAAGCAGCCACUAACCGGAUCUUGCUGAAGAAGGAGCGGGCAUCGGGCUUCCAGGACAGCCGCCUAGACGUUGUGGCUCGCUUUAAUGGCUCCACUGAGGCUCUGGACCGGCUGGACGACCCCCCUGCUCCCACUCCCAUUCCCGCUACUAUUCCUGCUCCUGCAGCUUCAGUCGGGCCCGGUGAGGCCGUCAGCCCCACCGUGAGCCAGCUCAGUGCCGCGUUCGAGAAGGGCCAACUACAAAACAAUCUCUACCUCCCCCAGCGUCGGUCAGCCCCUGCCCUGGCACCAAAGCCCAAACCUCCAGCCAGAGCGGAGGCUGUUGGCAAGAAGGCGCUCCCUCCAGGUAACGAGGACCCUGAGGCGGAGACAGCAGGAGUUGUGAUCACUCAAGCAGGAGAGCUACCACAAGUGACAGGUUCUCUACAGAGGAGCGUGGAAGGAGUGGUGGCCAGCGAGGAGAAGGAGGGGUUCGGACAGUCAGGAGACCAGCUUUCCAGCUCCUCCUACUCCUCGUCGUCCUCAGUGGCCGUCACUUCCUCCUCUUCCUCUUCAGAGGCCAAACCGGAGUCUGAGACCCAGUCAACAGCGACUGAAGCCAAGGGGUCGAGUACGGCGGCUGCUCCAGAGCGGGAGCUGCAACCUGAUGAGCAGGGCGGCUCCACCGGAGAUUCUGAGGCCGGAGCCAGGCUGGUGCAGGCGGAGGUUCAUGCCUCGUUGGAAAAUGGAGAAGAAGAGCCUCCAGGUUCUUCUCCCUCCUCUGAGGAGAAAGGAGUGGAUUUUGAAAGGAGGGGUGAAGAAGAGGAGAAUGACGAGGAUGGCUCGAGGAAGGAGGAUUAUUCGGAGGGAGAUCUGGUGGAUAUUAGUGCGUACAGCGGGCUUGGGGAGGAGGACUCAGGGGGUAGCCAACUGGACGAUGAGGAGGAUGAAGAAGAUGAGGAGGCGUAUCAGCCGGAGACCAGUUGCUCUGAGAUUGCAGGCCUGCCUGAAGAAGAGGAACCCGCACCAUCCAAUAGGAAGAUUCGAUUUAGCACUGAGCCAAUCAAGGUCUUCACCACAUACUCUAACGAAGACUAUGAUCGACGCAACGAAGAUGUCGACCCCAUGGCAGCCUCAGCCGAGUACGAGCUGGAGAAGAGAGUGGAGAAGCUGGAUCUAUUUCCUGUUGAGCUGGAGAAAGACAGUGAUGGUCUGGGUAUCAGCAUCAUAGGUAUGGGUGCAGGAGCUGAUAUGGGUCUGGAGAAACUGGGGAUCUUUGUUAAGACUGUCACUGAUGGUGGAGCUGCGCAGAGAGACGGCAGGAUCCAGGUGAAUGAUCUGAUAGUGGAGGUUGAUGGGACCAGCCUGGUCGGGGUCACUCAGAGCUUUGCUGCCUCUGUCCUGCGUAACACCACCGGCACCGUCAGGUUUGUGAUUGGCCGGGAGAAGCCGGGGGAGCAGAGUGAAGUGGCUCAGCUGAUCCAGCAGACUCUGGAACAAGAGCGAUGGCAGAGAGAGAUGAUGGAGCAGAGAUACAAACAGUACAUGGACGAUGAUGAAGAGACAGGUGAAUAUGCAACAGAUGAGGAGGAGGAGAUGAGUCCAGUGUUUCCAAACUCCAUUGAGGUUUUUGACCUGGCGGAGAACCAGGACAUGUUGUCUCCUGUGGAACUGGACCCCGAGAAACUGGCCCACAAAUUCAAGGAGCUCCAGAUUAAACAUGCAGUAACCCAGGCGGAGAUCCAGCUGCUAAAGAGAAAGCUGGCUCAUGCAGAGCAGGAUAAGUUGCGUUGGCGGAUGGAGCGCGCUCAGUUGGAGCAAAACAUCCGGGACAGUAAAGAGAGGAUGGAGAAACUGGAGGGCUAUUGGAUGGAGGCACAGUCCCUGUGUAAGGCAGUGGAUGAACACCUGAAGGAAACCCAGGCUCAGUACCAAACCCUAGAGAGGAAAUACAGCAAAGCCAAGAGACUCAUCAAAGAGUACCAGCAGAAGGAGAUCGAGUACCUUAAGAAGGAGACAGCUCAGCGUCGAGCACAAGAAGAGAGCGAGACAACACAUAAAGAAGAGACGGACAACCUGCAGGAAAAGAUUUCAGACUUGGAGACCAAAGUGGAUGCCCUGAAGACCCCCAAACCCUCCUAGACUGCUGCUACUUCCUACCUCCUUUCAGUGACUCGAAGGGGAGGAGCUCUGCCUUCAUUCUGACGGGGGCUGUAUUUUAUCCCAAUCAACCAUUUACUGCACAGGCAGGGAAACAUACAUGGGGGGGGGGUCAAUUAUCACGGAUGACAAUUGUAAAAGAGAGGAUGAGGUGGGUGACAUACAAAGAGGAAAACAACCUCCUCCCUGACAUCUGCCAUGCCAGCCGCUUAGAGCUCCAUCAGUCAAUAACCAAUCCCAGAAUGCACCUUCUGUAAUACCCAGAAUCCUCCUUGUGUGUCUUCCUGGCAACUGGCUUGGCAAUCAACACAGAAACCACAGUGAGCAACUUGUACUUUAUUUAUGGAUGAUCGGUUUUCACUGCUCCUCUCCUCAUUAAUUGUAUCUUACCAGGAUUCUCCUAUUGAUUCAGAUUUAUUUUAAAGAAGCGCUUUUAAUAAACAGGCUCGUCACAAAGUGCUUUAAAGAGUGACAGAGGGAAUAAAUGCAGAAUAAAACAGAACAAAACAAGAAAGGACAAAGCUCAUUUGAUUGUCGUACUUUUGAACCAGGUGGUUGCUGAACCAUCUCUUUUAUUUUUUAUUUUUUGGGACUGGACUGGAUUCUUACGAAGAGGACAAAUGUGUUUUCUGUUGUGUGGCACUGAUGAACAGAAUCAAAAACUUCAAGAAGUGGCCACCUCAUUUUUAAAGACUCAACUCAAAUUCUGAAGUGGAACUUCGGUGGUAAUGAUAAACCGUGACAAAAACUAACUUUGAAAAGGAAAUAGCCACCGCCCUGUGAAAAUUAUGAAACAAAAUGGCUGACAAAUUUCUGAUCAGUGACGACAGCUGGGAAAUAGCCGAACGCCCGCACCAGCCUUUGUUUUCUCUUUCCCAGUCUAAUUCUCUGCAAGCAAUGGAAGGAAUCAGGCAGAAGUGUGCAUUUCAGGUCUGAACUGGUGGCAUACAGUUUGUAUAUAUCCUAUACAUGUAUUUAAAAGUGUUUAAAUGGCUUAAGCAAUUAAGUGGGUCUGAUCGCGGUGGGUAAAGUGGUGCAACUAGUGAAUGACAAUUGUCUUGCUAUGGAAAGUGGAAUGGUUCAGUAGCUCAGAUUCAGCCUGUUUCAUCUCUUCUCUAUCAACGUUAAUGGCAGACAGGGUGUGAAUAGUCUAAUAUGUGCUUAUAGAGCUUCUAAUGGUGUAUAUUUGUUGGUGUUUACUACAGUAUCUGUGGGUUUACAUGCACUCCAACCUCCUGUUUUUCAGGAUAGUCAUGUACUAUAUUCUUGAGUUGGUGCAGGGAAACAUUGCUUUCUGUUUUCAGAAAUUUGCUCUUAUCCAGGAUCACAAAACUCUGAAUAUGUCUGAAUAUACCAGUAUUCUGAGGCUAUUUUGUGUACAGCUUCCACCAUGUACCACUGCAAAGUUUCCUGAGCUCAGGCUACAGGGUAAACUGAGAAUAUUCACCUCAUUCCGAUAUCCAGAAACAUCUGAUACGUGUACAUCACGAUCUCCUGAGGUGAACUAUGUAGCGUAAACUGUUCGAACAUUUCUUGGAGGCAGAACUUCCCUAGAAAUAAUCUCAUUGGUUAAAUUAAACAUAAGUGGGUGGGGCCAAGGAGCCAAAAAUUCCCAACUAAUAAUAGAUUUUUAAGGUGGAUAUUGAUAUUAGACAGCUCUAAUAAUAAUGGCAUUUCUGUACCACAGUUCAGGUAAUAAGAACUAAUAACAUUGGUAAUGGCCAAAGAAAGCCCAUAAUAAUUCAGUUUUGUUGUAAGCAUCUCAACGAUAUCCUAACUGUGAAAUUACAAACAACUGAAUACUUAAUAUAUUUUUAACUUAACCAAUAGAUUAGCAGACUGAUAUGAAGGCAAAAAAGGCCAUAAUGAUUUAAUCAUAUAAGCAACUAAAAACGGAAAUGUAACAGCUACUGAAUCUCUCAUUCUCUGAAUUCUGAAUUUGUGAAACUUAAAACAAAUAAAAAUCACAAUAAUAUAAAUCAAGCUAAAUCAAGCAAUUGUACAACUUUAAAAUAUUUUAUGGAAAUACCAUCACAUACUACAUACCAUCAGACAGAUGGAUUUCAAAGUAAAGUAAUUCACUGCUGUGAAUUUAGUUGUGUUACAAUUUCAAUUCAAUUACAUAUUCAGAAGUAGUGAAAUGUCAAAACUAGCUUUUCAUAAAAUUCUGUGGCCUCUCUUUAAUUUAUCAGUCAGGCUCUACUAAGCUAUCUUGCCAUGAACAAAAGAAUAAGAAAGCCUUUGCCAGUCAGUUUUACUAAUAUUUUGAUUAGUAUUUGUCUUUUCUUGUUGGCCAGUGUAGCGUUUCUAAGCCAAUGCACCAGGAAUGUUUUGCCUCUGAGAAAUGUUUGUCCAACUAGAGCUUUCACAAGGAUAUCAGCUACAGUGUUAUUCAGAAAACAGUGUGCAUGUAAACACACUCUGCACAUCUUACAUUAGGAGAAGAGUAGAAGGUCCCAGUGCCAGUAUUAUAACUUUAGAAAAUGAACUUAAGUUAGUGAUACAUAUAUGCCUAUGACGUAGUCCAAAUAUAGGUUGAAUACAAACAUGUUGCUGUGGUCAUUGAAGGUCAGAUCAUUUUCAGGAAUCCAAAAGACAUUGCGGGUGCUUCAUGUUCAUACACACAUUAGUUUUUGGGGUUUUUUCCCAAAGAUUUUUCUUUGAUCAGGUAAAAUUUGGAUGAUUUGCAAGCAGUUUUAAAAUACACAGCAGAAAUGGUUAUCGAAGAACAGGUGAACCGCGGGCAGCUGGACUUGUUUGUAGAUGUUUGAACCUCUUGUCAAGAGACCUCUUCAGUUCUGAGAAUCUUCACAAACCCUACAAAUGUAAAAUUUGAAUUACUCAAUUACUCUUUUGCCAUUGCAAAAUUAUCUUAAGGUGCCAGUGGAAAUGGUAAUCACAAUUUGUCCACUCUGUGAUAGCAGUAGAGUCUGUAUGUUUAUACAGUUAUGUAUUUAACUAUUCUGAUUUGACUGUUAUCCAGUGACAUAUUUGAUGUUCCAAAUAUGAGGUUCAUAUUUGCAUGUGGAUGGCAGAGCGGUGCUCAGUGAAACAGUGUUCAACACAAGUAAGUUGUACAAAGUUUUGAACGGGCCAGUUGUGUAUUUUGCUGCUCUAGUGUUGUCAUUCACCAGGGUGAUUAUUCUGAGUUCAUGUGUUACGUGUUAAUCGAGACAAUACGGCUUGCUGGCGAGCUCUCAUUAGGUUGCGUUCAUUGAAAAUGUUAAAUUAGAAAACAAAAUAAAUUAAUAAAUUAUUUUCCCCCACUCUUGUAAGAUCCAGAGAAGCUAAGGACAGUGAAAACCAACUUCUCCCUCUCUGUGCUUUCAGUCAGCAUGGAGUUCAGGUUAGAGAUCAAAUUUCACAAAUACAUCAUCAUGUUAUGCAAUGCAUGUUAUUUUUUAUUUAUUUUAUUUUUUUACCAUGCUAAUGGCAUGAUUCUGUAGAUGGCAAUCAGUCAGUUGGUCUGUCAGUCCAUUGCCUUUGUCCAGACUGAAGUACACUCAUCAGAUGGACUGCUAUGAAAUUUUGUAUGGACAUUCAUGGUGCCCAGACAAUGAACCCUGAUAUUUUUGGUGAACCCCUGACUUUUCAUCUUGCACCUCUGUCAGGUUAACUAUUCUGUUAGAAUUAUUUGGUUGAUGUUGGCAUGCUAACAGCGUAAACUUUAAAAAACAAACCUGCCAACCAUCAGCACGUUAGCAUCGUCAUUGUGAGCAUAAUCGCAUGCUAACAUUAGCAUUUAGUUCAAUACACUGCUGUGUCUAAGUACAGUACAGAGCUGCUAGCAUGGCUGCAAACUAGUAAUCUGUUUAAAUUCCUUGCAACCACAAAGUAAUGUUCACAAAUGACAAAUAAUGACAAAUGUGGAUAUUGUAAUGUGUUAUUACAAUGAAAGUCAAAUAUUGCAUUUCCAAGCUUACAAAGUGAUAGGCAGAACCAUUGUUUGCUUUCUCUUUAUACGUUGAGGUAUUUGCUCUCCAGACCUGUUUUGCAUUGACCAAUCUGUCCCCCUUCCUUCAGCCUCAGCCUGGCAGUGCAGCCGGGCACUUCGCCCCCCACUCCAAGCUGAGGCGCCUGAAAUGAUACCUCUGACCCACAGGAAAUAGAUUGUAUGAGAUGUGUAUCCACAGAGAUGUUCAGUGACUUGGCGGAGUUGAACGGUUGGGAAAUCAUUUAGUCACAAACUGGAAUAUGAGAAAUUUUAACCAAAUGAUUUGUCAUUAGUCUGUUUAUACGUUUGUGCUUCAUUCUUCUCGUCUGCCCUGAUGUUAUUAUGUUUGUACUGGACAAGGGGGGGGACCAACUUCAGACUCACAGUAUAAGGUUUCCAUGUUUUCAUGCAACAUUGAGUCGGACAGAACAACUUCCAAGUAUUUGUUCAAAACCUGCAGUCUGUUUACACAGUCCUGUUGAAUGGGAACAAGGCUUCCUCAAGAGAGAAAGCAUUUUUAAAGGAAUGAAAAUCAGCCAUAAACAACUGACUUGAGUAUUUGUAUUGUUUUUAGUUUUAUCCCUUGUGUCAAACCAGUGUGAGCUGUAUAAUUGCUGUUUCGUCACCAAAUCAAGUCCUGGUCACUUUAGAUUUUAAAAUCUAAACACAGUUAGUGAUCACUUUGCCUUGUUAUGAUGACUUUUUCGUGUUCGUUAACAUGCUGCAUUUGCCUUUACAGAGCCUUCAGAUGUGUGCUAGCUGUAGCUGACUGUCACAGGUUUUACCAAUCACUUCUGCCCAUCAAUCAUACCUGCAUUA